Molecule: messenger RNA, 858 nt
Organism: Stereum hirsutum FP-91666 SS1
Lineage: Eukaryota; Fungi; Basidiomycota; Agaricomycetes; Russulales; Stereaceae
Exons: 5
Coding region: 124-726 (200 amino acids)
Molecular function (GO): peroxiredoxin activity
Source: RefSeq, a predicted model, not a curated record
GCGGCUCGCCGUUCCCUUGCUCACCUGACAAUGUGGUGGUCAUCGAUAUCAGGAUUCUUCCGCACGGUGCAUUCCUUCUGCUGUUGGUCAACAUCAGUCGACAGAUACAGCUCUGGUUUUACUAUGCCUGAGCACGGAGACCCUUCACCACCCGCUCGCGUUCCGUACAUCUUUCCUGCAGAAGGAACAAACGAGGCCGCGGAUGUCAUCAGAGAACGCAGAGGAGCGCGAGGUCUGAUAGAUCUGGACGGUGUAUUGAUGAAUGCGGAGCCUAUUGCACUCGGUUGGAACGAGCUUGCAGGAGCUAUAAGGACAAAGACUACCCUUCCCGCCGACCAAAUGGAACUAUUGAUCCUCCGCGUAGCCAUGCUCAACGGUUCGACUUAUGUUUGGCGAGCCCAUGCUCCGCUAGGUCUCGCUGCUGGUUUGACUUCCUCCGACCUGCACGCCAUUCGCACGGCGCCCCCUUUCUCAGCAUUGAGUACAAGCACCGCCCUCUCUCCCAUUUAUGUCGCAUUAUUGGACUACGCGGAUCAGAUGACACGCAAUGUCCUUGUCCCCGAACCUACUUUCUCAAGGUUGAAGGAGCUGUUAGGGAACGACAAUAGGAAAAUAGUGGAAGUGACGACGACGGUGGCUGGGUAUAAUUUCUCGACGAGGGUGUUGAGAGCUUUGAACGUAGCGGGAUUGGGUGAGGUAGAGGUGCCGGUCCCAGAGUUGGAUUAGUAUGCGUGUCCCGAGUAGGCUGCGGCAGGUGCAGCCGGACAUGGGCUCGUAUGAUAGUUUCCUGAAUAUGGUCCGAAUGACAUUGCAAGCGUGUCAUUAUCGUACAUGCGCCGCAUACUACAUGGAAAGUGC